Molecule: messenger RNA, 3996 nt
Organism: Morone saxatilis (striped sea-bass)
Lineage: Eukaryota; Metazoa; Chordata; Actinopteri; Moronidae
Gene: dglucy
Product: D-glutamate cyclase
Exons: 14
Coding region: 271-2238 (655 amino acids)
Biological process (GO): glutamate metabolic process
Molecular function (GO): D-glutamate cyclase activity
Source: RefSeq, a predicted model, not a curated record
ACAUCCAAGCCUUCUUUACUUGAACAUUAACCCUAGUUUAACAGAUAAGAGGAGACCAGAGUCUUUGUUAGGCAGAGUUUGGCCAAAUGAUAUCAAGUCCUCCUCCACCACUGCAGUCACCUGAUGCUGUAGCUGGACUGUAAAAGCCAGCAGGCCUGCCACUGCGGGUUGCACUGAUCCAGAAGCAAGAACCUGAGAGCAGAAACCAGUUUGUCCACAGAAUGAGAAAGUUGUAGUAUUAGUAGUUGUUGGGGUAGUGUAUGUUAUGUGAUGGAGCGGUCAAAUAAUUUAAAUUCUCUCAGUCCUGCUGAGUUGAGGAUGCUGAUCAGGCAGGAAGAUCCCAGAAUAAAAACCACGACUGGAUUAGCUAACGGUUACCAGCAGGCUAACGUUGUCAUCCUGCCCAAUCAUCUGGCCAGUGACUUCGAAGCGUUCUGUCGCAAAAAUCCCGCCCCCUUGCCACUCCUUUAUCGCAGCCAAUCAGGAGAGACUUCCUGUCAGCCUCUUGCCAAAAAUGCUGAUAUAAGGACCGACAUCUCACAGUACUGUGUGUAUGAAGAGGGUCGGCUGGUGAAAACAGUCUCCAGUCUGCAGAGUUACAGCACUCAGCCAAGGAUUGCAUCAGAGCUGCAGGCUGUGCAUCAUGGCCGCUGGUCAGACAUGGUGUGUUUCUAUCUGGGCUGCAGUUUUGGCUUUGAGGGUAGACUGAAGAACGCUGGAGUCCCUGUCAGGAAUGUGGAGCAAGGCACAAAUGUCAGCAUGUACACGACUGCAGUUCCCUGUACUCCUGCAGGAGUGUUCAGCUGCCCUCUGGUGGUCACUAUGCGUCCUGUUCCAGCUGCCAUGUUGGAUGCAGCAGUGGAGGUUACUCACCUCAAUCCUCUAGCACAUGGAGCUCCUGUACACAUAGGAGACCCAGCUCUCUUAGGCAUACAGGACCUGUCCAGACCAGACUAUGGGGACAGAGUAGAGGUGCAGCCCGGCGAUGUCACAGUGUUCUGGGCCUGUGGAGUGACUGCUAUAGAGGCAAUACUCAGCAGCAAGCCUUCUUUGGCAUUCAGUCACUCACCAGGUUGCAUGUUCCUGACUGACAUCCCAGACUCCUCCCCUUCUUCCUCCAUGCCUUCAGCAUCUGAAAGUGUAGACCGGCCCGCCACGGAUCGCAAUCUUGAACUGAUCCCCCGUUGCUUUCUGGUAUCCCAAAAUCCCUUGAUGUACAGUUUGGCAUCUCAGAGGGCUGUGGCAACCAUCAGACAGCUGGAGACGAUUAUUGGAGAGGACCCAGGUGAACGAGGGAUUAGAGCUUUAUUUGUUCAGGAUGAACUUCUGCGCUCCUGUCUGGCACUUUCCCAUGCAUCCUCUGUUGCCAUAACAACCGGCUUCCCCACACACUACCAGCACAGCCCUCCUGACGAGACUGAUGGCCCACCCGGAGCCAUUGCCAUGGCAACCAUGCUGCUGUCGCUAGGGAAACAGGUGACAAUGGUGACAGACAGGAGAGCCCUGGACAUGAACCGAGCCAUCAUUGACGAAGCUGUGAGGAAAGGUGUGCUAAAAUCGGCAAUCCCAUUGGUCACAUUUGAAGACCGCGGCACAGACUCUGCACUACACUUCUUGUGUCACCAUGGAGACCCCAGCAAGCCCAGGUACGACCACCUUGUGGCAAUAGAGCGCAGUGGACGUGCUGGAGAUGGAAACUACUACAACAUGAGAGGAGCGAACAUCAAACAUCUGGUGGAUCCUAUUGAUGACUUGUUUAUUGCUGCCAAGGAUAUACGAGGAAUUACUACUACAGGAAUCGGUGAUGGUGGUAAUGAGUUGGGGAUGGGUAAAGUGAAGGAAAGGGUGAAAACCCUGAUGCCCAAUGGGAGUCUCGUAGCAUGUGAUGUUCCUGCUGACUACGCCAUCACUGCUGGAGUGUCUAACUGGGGAGGAUAUGCUGUGGCCUGUGGGCUCUACCUGCUCCACACCUGCCCCUCCCACCAGCGCUACCUGAAGAAGGGACUGGGACUGGAACACGCAACCCGUCCUGAACAGCUACAGGAGUGGACCGCUAACCUGCCAUCUGUAGCCAAGGAGGAGUCCAUCCUUUCCACUCUGAUGAGUUUUGGGAUAAGAAGCGGGAAAACCGGUCACCUGGCGAUGGAGGUGGAUGGUUUGACCUUUCACCCCACGCACUCCGACAUCAUCACUAGACUACUGAAGGUCACACUGGGCACCACCACCCCAAACCUGUGAUCAACUCAAGCCGUCUGUUCUCUGCAGAAUUUUUAAAAGAGGCACAGCUCAAGUGAAGCUAGGUGAAUUAUCUGUGAGACUGGGGCCAUAGAAAACCUGUGAAUGCUCAUUAAGAGCCCUGAGAAUGAAACACACUGAGGCAAUCAAUGUGCCAAUCGCUGAAAUUCUGUUUCCUCUCUAUUCAAAUUGCAGACAGGAAAAAAGAGAUUGAAAGGAGAGCUGUGUGAGAUGCUGCCUGGGUUACCUUUCAGCCCUCUUCCUUGACUACCAGUGACAAAGCAAAGUAGACUCCAGUAAAAGCAGCUCUCUUUUCUCUCACUCUCUCUCCGUCCACUUCACUAAUACUUACUAAAGUAAUAUGCCUUAAAGAACAGAAGAUGAUUGUAUUGUUGCUGACAGUAAUUCAUGUUAAUGGUUAAUGGUUAAAGCACAGAUUUGUCCCUGAAAUGGGCUCCAUGACAUUUGAACAUCUCCAGGUCCUGGCACCAACAUGCGACUAUUGAGGAAACUCCAACACUUGCCUGACCAAUGGUGUAAUGUCAUCAGUAAGUCAGGGAUAGACUGUGUUUAAUGGGCUGGCCCCAAUUUGCUGAAGUCCUUCCAAAAAGAACAAGAUAUAAGGCUACAUUUUAUACAUCAAAGACAUACGUCACUGUCUAUAAUUAAAGAUGUGCAGAACGAACAGAUCUAAGAUGUUAGCAUGGAUGAUAGCUAACCUCAGGCUGCUUUUCAAAGAGUUACUCUAUACUUUCAAAACACAUCUUAAUAUUGAGGCAUAUUUUAGAUAGCUAAUGAUAUGGAAGUCCUGUGGGAUGCAGAGAUAGAGGAACUGAGCACAUUCCACAGGCUGCUUAACAAGUUGGAUCCUAACUUAAAAUGCACAUUAUGUGGCCUUGAUCUCCAGAUGUAUAAAUCUGUCAAUGCAUGCAGAAGCAAAAGAGACAAACACUCUGGUUGACUCUGGAAAGGAAUACUUUUUUGCCGUGUACUUGUAGCACUUCACCACUUUAUAUUUUGUGUUGUUCUUUUUAAAUACAUUUUACUGCUUAUAAUGCAGUAAAUAGAUGUGUUUUGGUUUGGCCAUUUGAAUUUAUAAAGGAUUGUCCACAAUGCCUCAAACUGUUUAUGUAUUCACUGCUUAGCACAAACCUCAUCAAUAGGCUAUUGUUAAUGUUAAUUUAAAUUCAAGGGGUGUGAAAUAUUGCUAUUCAGGACUGUAUGAGGGGUUGACUCUCAGAAACUACGAUUAACACUGUGGCUGAGCGGUCAGGAAUAAUGUAUUCAACUGUAGUUUAUUGUAGACAAAGUCGAGGGGCUCUCACAAAAAAAAAUUUGUUUUUUUUUAUUGAAAUGAUGACAUUUGAUAAAUAUUUGAUGAUAAUAAUAAAAAAAGGAUGUGAUGCAUCUUACAAAAUGAUAUGCUUCUUACCAAUGCUCCACCCAGUCCAAGGGUCUGUGUUUAUGUAGUCAGACAUUCAGUCAUUGUUGAAUAUUGUUGUAAAAUAAAUAAUAUUAAAAAAUAAUUAUUUUGUACAGAUUAUACCAUAUUUUAGAUUGAGAAUAUAAUAAUGCCACUAAUCUGAAGCCAUUUGUGUGUUUUCUUUCUGCAGUUUUAUAGCAGUUAGGGUUAUGGUUCUGACUGGUGCCUUAAUUAGUGUAUGAUGGAACUGUUUCCCUUGUUAAAUGAAAAAUGAAACUAUGUUUCCAUGAAACUUUGUUUAUCUGAUAUAAGCAGGUGAAUAAACUUUCUUGACAAGA